UUUCACUGCAGACAGGUCUUUUUGAGUGAAAACUUUCAGCAUACUGCCUCAUUUUUUGUCUGGUUCUGUGGUAAUGUCCUCCACAACAUCCUUCUCCCAAGAGUUACAGUCAGUGGUUUAGUAUCCAAGUGGGAACCAGUAAUGAGUGGUGUUUGUACUGAAACCGGUGCUAUUAGUACGUACAUCAACGAAAUAAACAAGGUCAAGUGCACCCUCAGCACAGCUGCAGAUGACACCAAGCGAAGGCUAAGGAAAAUGGGAUGUCUGUGCACUGUGCAACAUAUAAGUGAACCUGGACAUAUAGAUUUCCAUAUGUGGAACUUGUUCUGAUUCAUUUGGGACAUAGAAGAAGGUGCUUCAGUCAGAGGUUGAGAAAACAGUGAAGAAGUACUGAAGAAAUCCUGGAAGUAGACUAACUGAAUAACAUUUCAAAGUUCUUUCCAACUUUAUUUUCUGUGAGCACUUGGGAGGUGGUGUGAUACACAGGACUCAAAUCCAUGAAGAUGGUGCGGGAAAGUGGUGACCAGUCUAGUUCUGCUGAAGAAAUUUGCAGCAAGUGACUGUACUCCUUGAAGGCACUCUGUUGAGCAGUCACUUUGAAGUCAAAGGUCUUCUGUUUUACUAAAACCUGGAGUGGUGUCUUUGAUUGACCUCUGACAACUGCCAAGAAAAGGAAGUUUUGCCUAGAGCCAUCCUCUCCCUAAAGAGGCCACUGAUUACGGUUCCUAAAAGAUGUUUGGUGAACCAAGGAAAUUUGACCCAAAGUUCAGAGGACCUAUUCAUAACAGGCACUGCACAGACAUUAUUUGCUGUGUGAUCUUCAUAGUUGUCAUUCUGGGUUACAUUGCAUUAGGAGUUGUGGCUUGGGUGCAUGGGGACCCCAGGAAAGUGAUUUAUCCAACUGACAGCUAUGGACAGUUCUGUGGUCAGAGAGAUACCCUCAAUGAGAACAAGACCAUUUUGUUUUACUUCAAUAUUCUGAAAUGUGCCAGCCCCGUAGUGUUAAUAAACCUACAGUGCCCUACAACACAGCUUUGUGUCUCAAAGUGCCCAGACAGGUUUGCAACCUACAUUGAUGUUCAGGCUUCCUACAGAUAUAGACCAGAUCAGUGGAAUUACUUCAGGCAGUUCUGCAAACCUGGUUUUAACAAUCCUCGCAAGUCCGUUGCUCAAGUCCUACGUGAUGAAGAUUGUCCUUCGAUGAUCAUUCCAAGCAGGCCUUUUCUGAAGAGAUGCUUCCCAGAUUUCUCCACGAAGAAUGGUGUGUUGACCGUGGCAAAUCAGACUACAUUCAAAGAUGGAAGAGGGAAAACAAGAAAUGUAACUGAUCUCAGGGAAGCUGCAAAUGGCAUCAAUAAUGUCCUGGAUGCAAGAUCAGUUGGAAUGAAAAUUUUUGAAGACUAUGCCAUUUCUUGGUAUUGGAUUUUAAUUGGGCUGUUCAUUGCAAUGAUGCUGAGUCUGCUCUUCCUUGUGUUGUUGAGGUUCACAGCUGGGGUUCUCUUCUGGAUUUUCAUCUUUGGUGUGAUUGGUAUUAUAGGUUAUGGCAUCUGGCAUUGUUACUGGGAGUAUGAUCAUCUUAAAGGAAUACCUGGAUCUGACCUCACUGUUUAUGAUAUUGGAUUCCAGACAGACUUCAAAGUGUACCUGCAACUGAGGCAAACAUGGUUAGCCUUUAUGAUAAUACUUUGUGGUGUUGAGGUCAUUAUCAUACUGAUGCUGAUCUUCCUAAGAAAUAGGAUCCGGAUUGCUAUUGCACUGUUGAAGGAAGGUAGUAGGGCAAUUGGCUAUAUAAUGUCUACACUGUUCUACCCAAUCGUCACCUUCUUACUCAUUGCAAUUUGUAUUUCCUACUGGGCUGUGACGGCUGUUUUUCUGGCCACAUCAGGAGAACCUGUGUACAAAGUAAUGGCUAAUCAAACACUGUGCAAGUAUGCAAACCUGACCUGUGACCCGGAGACUUUUAACACAACCAAUGUGACUAAAUUGUGCCCAGGUGCUCAGUGUACUUUCGCUUUUUAUGGAGGAGAAGGCCUGUACCAUAAGUACAUCUUCAUCUUCCAGUUAGCCAAUGCCUUUGUCUUUCUCUGGCUGGUGAACUUUGCAAUUGCACUGGGUCAGUGUACCCUUGCUGGUGCCUUUGCCUCUUAUUACUGGGCCUAUCGAAAGCCAGCUGAUAUUCCACUGUGGCCACUCUUCUCUUCAUUUGGACGAGCAAUACGAUACCAUACAGGUUCACUGGCAUUUGGAGCCUUAAUUCUUGCGAUUGUCCAACUUAUUAGAGUAAUACUGGAGUACCUGGAUCACAAACUGAAAGGUACUCAGAACUCCUUCACUAGAUUCCUACUCUGCUGCCUCAAGUGCUGUUUCUGGUGUUUGGAAAAAUUCUUAAAAUUUAUAAACAGAAAUGCCUACAUCAUGAUUGCCAUAUAUGGUAAAAACUUCUGCACCUCAGCAAAGGAAGCAUUCUUUUUGCUCAUGCGGAAUGUGGUGAGGGUUGCAGUUCUGGACAAAGUUACAGACUUCCUUCUAUUUCUGGGGAAAAUCCUUGUUGCUGGUGGUGUGGGUGUUCUUGCAUUCUUUUUCUUCACACAGAGAAUACCAGUCUUUGCACAGGAAGUGCCAAUGCUAAAUUACUACUGGGUACCAUUGUUGACAGUCAUCAUUGGCUCCUACCUAGUUGCACACGGGUUCUUCAGCGUCUAUGCAAUGUGUGUCGACACACUUUUCCUCUGCUUUUGUGAAGACCUGGAAAGGAAUGAUGGAUCUACAGCAAAACCCUACUUCAUGUCAGCUAGCCUCCACCGAAUUCUAGGAAAGAAGAAGCUAAGCCCUAAGAAGGCAGUGGGAUAAUGAACACUAAAUCUCAACAUCAAAAAGUGUCACUUUUAAGCAAAACAUGUAUAAAGUAGGCAAAAGUAAAAACUGUAAAUGAUGCUUCUGGUUAAUGGGUGAUUCUUUUCUCCUUUUGGGAAAAAAAAAAAGCAACAUUGGUAACAUUUAACUAGUUUAAAUGCUUAAACUAACAGCUGUGAAAACAAGGCCACAUUUUAGUUUAUAGAGUGCCUAUGAAAAGGAAAAUGUAAAUUUGAAACUUUUAUAAGUGUAUAAUGAUGUUUUAAUAACUUUUGUAAUACAAGUUGCUACGUUAGAUGACAGCAGUUUUGAUAAUGUUUCUUCUUAUAAGUGUAUAUUUGUAAAAGAAUAUCAGGCAAUUUUUUGAAAGCACUAAGUAUAACCUAAUUAGCCAUAAAAAAAAGAUAGUUUGAGACUCUAGUUAACGAGGAGAUGGUACUAAAUUUGUAAAUAUGGUGCUAUGAUUGUAUUUUUUUGUACAAGCUGGUUCACAGCUAUUUAAACUGUGAUUAUACAUGCAUUAAUGAUUCCCUACACUGAAAAACGUAGUGAUAUUUUAAUCACAUCCACAACUGCAUCUUUUAAGACAUGAUGGUACCCUGCAGGUCCCAAAGAAGGUAGUCAGAAAAGACUUUAGUUGAUACUACUUAACGUGAAGUUUUCUGGGAGUUGUGCUUAAAAGAUGAUAUAACUGAGAGAAGGUCCCACUGCAGCUGAAGUGAUUUGUGGUUCACACAAAUGAGGUUUCAUCUGGUACAAGAUGGUGAAUGUAUAAUUUUUAGCUGAUGUCUAAGAGAGAUGCACAUGUGUUAAUAUUCCCCUAUCAUUGACAAGUCUCUGAUUGCGUUCUGUGUUAUAAGGAAGUUGAACUUCACUGAAAUGAAACUAAAUGCACUCUUUUUUUUCGUUGAAAGAAAGUCUUUACUCUGUGUGUGUGCACAGGGAGUUUCAUUGUCUCUGCCUAGCUUAGAAGGGCUCCUACCAAGCCAUUGGAAUGACUGUGCAGGUGCAGAAGGUCAGGGCUGUGCUUCCUGCAUGUCUCUGUGCUCCCAGGGGCUCACACAGUGAGGUACUAGGACAUUGAACUCAAGUCUUCUCAUGAUACAGGAUGAAUUAUUCAACUACUGGGAGUACUGAGAUGCUCUUAAAGAUUUAGUUUGCUUUUUGAUUGUUAAAUUUGCCCAGUUACUAGUACUAAAAGUCAUUAAUACACCUGUUGGUAGAAAGCACGUUAACGUUCAGCGUCUUUUAUGACCCUCCCAGUAGUGGAUAUCCUAUAGUCACUGCCAUUAAGUAACAGCUCUGCUGAUGGAAAAGGUCUUAACACUGGAGAGUUUCUCAGGUCUGUUACUGCCAAGACUGAGCUAAAAGUAUUUUAAUUUAUUAGUCCCCUUGGGGGAGCCAAGGUCCCAGCCAUACUGAGGCCAGCCCCUAGUUUUCAUGGAUUCCAGCAUACUGAAGAAGUUAUUCCAGUACUGUCCACUUUUCAGGAGUGGCGUGUGCCAUACAUUUGCCAGUUCUGUGACAGGAGUUCAGCAUCUGGAAAUAUGUUCCUAACCCUAGAAGUCCAUUGGUGUCACAAAAAGAAAUGCAAAUUCUUUUCCAGAUGAUUUGAAGGCAAGUUUCUAGGGAAAAUUUACUGACCAUCCACAGCCCAGUGGGAUUUUGCUCUUUAAUUUACAGCUCUGUUUGUGGUAACUGUGAUCACUGCAAAGGCAGUAACACUCUCCUUCAUGCCAUGGGUCUGGGGUCAUGUUGAUACACAAGUGACCACCAUCCACAUGCUUGCAGUCAUAGGCAUGGCAAGAUCUUGAAAUUCAGUGUCCUGAGGUGCAGGUGGGAGUGUCCUUGUAAGCUUUCUCUGUGGUCCAAUGGGUGCUGGAGCCCUUUUCCCUGAAGCAAAAAUGGGGGGUUCAGUUUUGGACUCAAAUAAUGUAAAAUAAAGGCAUAUGGUUUCAAAUGUUGCUAUUGAUUAUAGGCACCUUUAGAUUUUGGUAACUGCUCCUGAGAUACCCUAGAGUAAACUUGACUUUCAGAAAGGACUGAGAGUCCCACCUUUUGGAAAAAAAGGACUCCUGAGGGAUGAAGUUUUUCAUCAUCAUCAUCAUCAUCAUCAUCAUCAUCAUCAUCAUUCAUUUCUCAUUAUGUGCAUGGCAUGGAUUACACAACCCCCUAUGAUUCUAAUAUUUUCUGAGAAUUUAGUCGGUAACUUUUGGGGGUAUGUGUAACCAUUCUGUGAUUAAAGAAGCUGUUGGUCUCACUACAAUCCAUGUUGUAAACCAUUUUUUUGUUUUGUUUCAAUACUACUGAUUAAUUUUCAGCUAAAGAAACUGCAUUACAUAAUCUAUAUUUCUACUGGACUUGAGUGUCUUACUGGGAGCUCAACUGAAAAAGCAUAUUUCUGAUUAUAGCUUGCUUUUUUAUCAUAUGAAUGUAACCACAGCGUUUAGUAGGAAUAAAACAUUAUAGAAAUAGUAUACAGUUAUUUGAUUAGAAAACUUUUGUAACAAACCUAUGCAUUUACUAAAGGAAUUUCUAAAAGUGAAAGUUUUAAAUUGUAUUAUUAUUUAUAUAUGGUAAAAAAUAUAUAUGUAUAAAUUUGCUCCUCUCACUAUUUUGUGAAAGUAUUUAGAAUGUACUGAUCAUCAUUUCUGAGGAGAAAAUUUGAAAGCCAUUUUCUUAUGAUAUAAUUACGAGAACUGUGAAAAUACAAAGCAAUACCAUGUAGAUAUUGUAAUAAAUAAGUAAUUCAGUAAGUAAGUAGUAAUUAUUUAAUAUUAAAAUUGGCUUUUUAAAAAUAAAUUCUUAAUAAUUACUAAGUCAAAAUUAAUGGAAAUCUUUACUUGGGAAAGAUUCACCUAACUUGUUUCAAGACUAUCUUAUUAUAAUGGUUCCUAGUUAAUCCUGUGGGCCAGAGUCUGCAGAUGUGCACCACAGAGGAGUACUAAUAUUGACACUUAUGGAUUUGGACUUUUACUUUAUUGCUUGGUUUAGUAUAAAAUUCAAAAUUCCAUUUUUACGUUAGAGAGUGGAACACGGUAAAAUAUGCCAUGUGCUUUGCUGAGCCCCCUGGAGCUGGUGACACAGUGGCCACAGUGCCACCAGCUGCGCUGGUUCUGUGCACGUGGUGCUGAUGGACACAGGGCGUGGGGGCCCCAGAACCCGCAGGCUCCCCAGCACGAGUCAGGGUUAUGCCAGGCACCUUCUCCUUGGGAGGAGCUGUGGAAAAGCAGGUGGAAAAGGAAGAAAGACCCUUUUACAUAAGUAGAAAUAAAGAACAUUCUCAAGAUCACAAACAAGCAGAAUGUAGAAACCAAGACAGUAGAAAACACCUGCUUUCACAUCCAUGAAAUCACGUUUGUUUAGUUUGGUUUGGAUUCAUUGUAUCUCCUUAGACAUAUUACCGAAUGGCUUCCAUUUACAUGUUUUAUACCAAAGUUUUAAUGUCAAGCCUUCAAAUUUUGUAAAAAAAAAACCCCAGAAAACCCAGAAAAAUUUUAAAAAAACCAAACCAACAACAACAAAAAAAACCACCACCAACAACAAAAAAACCACAAAAAACCCCCAUGGAAACAAAACAGAAACAAGAAGACAGGAUCAUUUCUUCUGCUGAGGGCUUUUUUUCCCAAACAGUAUUCAGCAGAUGAUUCUUGGGUGAUCCAAGGAUACUGAAUAUUCAAAAUUAUAGUAUUUAAUGAAAUAUUUUACAAUUGCAUGUUCUGCUUUAGAAUGGGAAAAAUAUUUUGGUGGAUGCAAUGUCAGGCUGAUUCUGGAAUAGUCAGUAGGUGUUUUUCCACAAAUGGGCUGUCAGAGAAGUGAUUAUGGAGAAUAAACUGACAGUUUUUGGGUAACCCAGAAUGUCUCUCUUUGGCCAGUUGCUCAGCCUGCACAGCUGUGUCCUUGCAGACCAAGUGCCUUACUGGCUGUUACUUUACCUAGCUUACAUUUUGAAAUUCAUUUAUACCGUGUAGACUACAAAACAGAGAAGGUUAGAACGGAAAACCAACACUUUAUUUCAAACUGACUAACAAAAAAUGAACUGUAGUGAGGAUGUCAGAUGUGUUUGCACUGUGUGAUGCAGCACCCAUCAUUUCCCUGUUGCUGUUGUCAGAUUAUGAAAGUUGAUUUUGUGGUCCAGGAGAAAACAUGACAAUAGUGUUGCAAAUAAAUGAAAACAAUGCAAGACUGUUCCAUUUUUAUACAGUAGAUUUUUAAAAUAGCUUUAAUUUGUGAUACAGUGGACUUCUGAGUAGGGCCUAUUCUGCUUUCUGUUUACAAUGGUCAUGCAUGUUGUACCUGUGUAACUGUGGGUAGAACUGGGCUCUUGCUACUUACAACAGAAGGAAUAAAGCUAAAAAUUACAUCUGUAUUACUGUAAUACAUCUAUUUGUGUGUUCAUAAGCAUAAAGUUCCUUCUCAUUUCAAGACUGAUAAUUUCCUAUUCUGAAACCAUUUUAUAAAUUGUUCUUAACUUUUUAAACUUUUGAUACAGGCAAUGAUUUUUGGGGUAAUAUGUAAUUUGUACUGCACUGUAAACAGUUAGAAAAUGAGUGUUUCUUCAUGUUCAAGUAACACUAGUGCUACUAAUAUUAAAAUUGUCUCUUACUCUAUGCUACAAAAUGUCCACAUGCAUUUGUCCCAAACAGAGUUUUCAAACCAUAAAAAUGGCUCUUUGAGGUUUAAGAAAUGAAAGGUAGGUUAGUGUUUCAUUAAUAUGAUUCUUAAGAUUGUAUUGUUUUGCCAAAACCAAUUUAACAUGAGCACGAUGAUUUGAGCUCUAAACCCUGUUGCUUCUGCUAUGCAGAAAUAGAAUCCUAUUGUUUAAAUAUCUUUGAUAACAGAAGUGCUUAAUUUUGUUGUUACUUCACCGUUUUCCAGUUCCUGGGGAUUGUUCUAAUAAAGAUUUCAAUAUAA
Cyanistes caeruleus (blue tit) is the source of this 7767-nucleotide messenger RNA. RefSeq names its product solute carrier family 44 member 5 (gene SLC44A5). Gene Ontology annotation, biological process: transmembrane transport. Gene Ontology annotation, cellular component: membrane. Lineage: Eukaryota; Metazoa; Chordata; Aves; Passeriformes; Paridae. The record is from RefSeq and is a predicted model, not a curated record. Gene Ontology annotation, molecular function: transmembrane transporter activity.